Argiope bruennichi is the source of this 1592-nucleotide messenger RNA. RefSeq lists its product as uncharacterized. Lineage: Eukaryota; Metazoa; Arthropoda; Arachnida; Araneae; Araneidae. The record is from RefSeq and is a predicted model, not a curated record. The coding region runs from base 283 to 1572 and encodes 429 amino acids. The transcript has 11 exons.
UUACUCUAAUGUUUAGUUUUAGUUUAAGUUUAUCGUUAUAUUUUUUCUACGGCAUUAAUUCCCGUAAUUACAGGAAGUUGUAUGAAUGGUAUUUAGGAAACUUUUUUCUUCAAGCUAAGCACUUCACCUCUAUUUAUUUCUGAGUUUUUUUCAAUAUAUAUAUACAAUGUAUAUGUAUUUCCAAGAGUGAUAUAAUGCCCGCGAAUUUCAAAAACUUAAAAAAUUGUAGAAUUUUAAAUCCCCAUUGAUAUUUCUUAGUUAAAUUAGAGAAGAUUAAAAAAGAUGGAGCAAAUAACAGCUGAUGAUCCAAUUAGGCGAUUGCGAGAAGAAAAUCGUGCUGAAGUUGUUGUUUAUCGGAAAGAAGAUCGAGACGCACGUUUCAAGCAACAACGACUUUGCUUACAGGAAGUUAAAGAACUUAUUGCUGACAUUACUAUUGAUGAGUUUAAAGAAUUAGUUUUGCGAUUUAAAGAAAAAAACCCAAGUUUGGAUACAAUAAAAGCUAUAAAAAAUAACUGUUGUACUUCAACUCGUGCAGAAGCAUUUUUCAGAACAGAUGGGGCUUUUGAAGCAUUAAUAAGUAUCUUCAUUGGAAAAAAUGCUAAUAAGCAAUUGGAAGCAGCAGCUUGUUUGACAAAUCUUGCCUGUGGUUCUCACAAAGCUGCACAGCGCAUAAUAAAAAGAGCUGGUCCAUAUUUAGUUUGCUUCAUUGGUAGUGGAAGUUGCUAUUUGCAGGAUCAAUGUGCUUGGGCUGUUGGAAACUUAGCAGAUGAUUGUUUUGACUGUUUUUCCUUACUUAAAGUUCAAGGUAUAAUGCCUGUAUUGUUUACUUUAUUAAAGUCACCUUCAAAAGAAGUAAUAAAAUCAGCCGUUCAUGCCUUACAUGCUUGUACAAAAUAUGGAGAUCCAGAAUUGGGAUCCAUUAUUUUUGCUGAUUCUGAAAAUUUGAAAAAUUUGUUAAGUCUGUUACAACAAAAUGAUGUUGAAAAAAUUAUUCUCCAUAAUGCAGCCUUUACAUUAUCUAAUAUUUGUUAUUUAUCUUCUCAGCAUUUUGAAGUUUCUAAUGAAGAAAUUCAAAUCAUUUUAAAUUGUUUACAUAAAAGUAUUUCAAAUUGUCCAGUUGAUAUUUCAAUUGCAUUGCCAAUGACUCGAUGUUUAGGAUUCAUGACUACAAGAUAUGAAAUUUGCCAUUACCUUUCAGAGCAUUCUAUGUUUAAUUUUUGUGCUACACAAAUAUUCCGUUGUGAAUUUGACUGUUUAAAGGUUGAGUUUUUAUGGAUCUUAACGAACAUUGCAGUGUCUGGAAAGAUAGUUCUUGAUGUUAUAAAUAUGAAUAGUUUACUGAAAAUAUUAGAUACCUCAUUAUUUUUUUUGGAUUGCUCAGGUGUGCAAGUUUUAUAUUAUUUAUCUACUUUGGCUACUAAGAGUGAAGACAUUAUUAAAAUUCUACAACAAGAUGACAUAAUUCAAAGGAUUUCACCAUUUUUAAUUUGUGGUGAAAAAACUCUGCAACAGGCUGCUAAAACAUUCUUCUGUGUCAUUAGGAAACAGGAAUUCCUUCAUAAUAUGUAAUGUGAUUAAUGUAUAUAGAA